CUGCAAUCAUGGAGAAGGGCUCUUUUUCCAGCAGUCAGCAGGAGCUAUGCACACAUGUUGAGCUAGGGAAAAAGAAAAAUGCUGGAUACUGUAGUUACCAUUGUGUUGCCCUAAUUCUAGGCUUAUUUUUCCUCAUGCUGGCCCUUUGCGUUUUUAGCCUGAGGUACAUUUGGAGUGCAAACCCUGAAAAGAUCUACAAUUAUGAGUACAAAGCAUUGCUGGAUGGUGUGGAGACCGAGAGCAUGAUGGAGAUCAAUUCUGCUAAACAACUGGAAAUCUUCAGAGUGGGCAAUGGCAGUGAAGAGGUCAUGGAGGUACAUGAUUUUCAAAAUGGACUGAUGGGUAUCCGUUUUGCCAAACAUCAAAGAUGCUAUAUGAGGACUCAGACCAGGGAAUUGCCCAAACUGACUGAAGUGGACCUGAAGAGUGAGUUUAAGGGUGGUGAGCCAGGAGAGGUGAAUAUGCAGGUGGUGGACUCUUAUGUGUGGAUACCUGCUAAGCAGCCUAUCAAUAACAGAGAAUUUUUGCAAAACUCCAAGAUCUGGGAAAUCUGCCAAGAGCUACCCAUCCACUGGAUGCACCUGUCUCCUUAUAGAGAUGCAACAUUCAGUGAUGUCAACAAGGUGGAAAUGCAAGGCCCUGUAGAAGCACAGGCUCAUGCAGUACGCCAUGUCAGGGACAUCAUGGAUGAAUUGCCAGUAAACGACUAUAGUGAAAUUGGUCUUCAGUUGGACAGCAGCCUAGAGGAACAGGGCUACUGCUGUCAGGACUGCCGGCGAGGGUAUCGCUACUGUCGCCGCUACUAUGAGCCACUGGGUGGCUACUGGCCAUACCCUUACUUUUACAGAGGAGGCAGGGCCAUCUGUCAAAUUGUCAUGCCAUGUAACUGGUGGAUUGCACGGAUGCUGGGCAGAGUGUAAGAGAGCAAGGUACCACAUAAAUAUAGUGCUGUGUUGCUUGAAGAUAAACAUAGAACUCCACUGUGUGUCUAUUCUAUCUAAUUUUCUAAUCAUUAUUCUCAAUAUUUAUAUUCAAUCUUUGCAUUAAGUAAUCAUAUUAAUAUUGCUAAUGCAUGAUUUUGGUGAAAUAUAUUGUGUUAAUGCAACAACCAUAUAAAAAUCUGUGUUCCUGUGAGGAAUUUAAUCUUAAUGGCUCUUUAUUGAGAAAUCAAUCAUAAGUGUCAAUAGGUGCAUCUUCUGCAUGGCUUCCACUUUGUCUUAAACGGCCCUGUUUGGUUUAUCUCCUAGUCAAUAGUAGAUGAAAGGCAUUGUAUAAGCUUGCAUAGACUGUAUUGAUUUACCUAUAAUUGCAGUAGAUUUUAUUAAACUCAAUCAAGGCAAAACUUGCACAGA
This is a messenger RNA of Silurus meridionalis, 1352 nucleotides long. It is a transcript of the gene tnmd, whose product is annotated as tenomodulin. The coding region runs from base 9 to 920 and encodes 303 amino acids. The record is from RefSeq and is a predicted model, not a curated record. The transcript is spliced from 7 exons. NCBI's taxonomy places the organism in Eukaryota, Metazoa, Chordata, Actinopteri, Siluriformes, Siluridae. Gene Ontology annotation, biological process: negative regulation of endothelial cell proliferation; negative regulation of angiogenesis.